AUGUCAUGGGCAGAUCUCGUAAACAACAACCUGGUUGGAUCGGGCAAUGUUUCUAAGGCAGCCAUUUGUGGUUUUGAUGGUUCUGUUUGGGGUAAAUCAGACAAUUUCAAGUUAGAGCCCGCUGAAGCAGCAAUUGCUGGACGAGGUUUUCAAAACAAGGAAUCUCUAUUAGGUACCGGAAUGAAACUCGAAGGCGUUAAAUACUUUGUUUUACAAGCCGAUGAUGAACGAAUUAUUGGCAAAAAAGGCUCCAAUGGGUUUUUUAUAUAUAAAACUGGUCAAGCAGUGAUAAUAUCAAUAUAUGAGGGCGGUGUGCAACCCGAAAUGUGCAGUAAAACUACGGGUGCAUUAGCUGACUACUUCAAAAGCAUGAAUUAUUAA
Molecule: messenger RNA, 381 nt
Organism: Enterobius vermicularis (human pinworm)
Lineage: Eukaryota; Metazoa; Nematoda; Chromadorea; Rhabditida; Oxyuridae
Source: the annotation of a GenBank genome assembly